AUGGCAGACACUCCUCAGACAGACCACCAAGAGCAGAAGACUCUCACCUCAUCGUCAAAUACACCUCAUAGUGGUACUCCUUUAGGCCCACCCACCACAACCUCUCGUUCAGCCCAGAAAGUCUCGGAAGCUGUUCGUACCUAUCGGCCAUCCAAGAGGUUCAAAUUAUCGAAACACGAGAACUCCCACAUUACAUCUCUCGAUUUUGACGAUAAGGGCGAGUUUGUUGUGGCAGCAUGCGAAGAUGAUACGAUUCAGGUCUACGAUGUAAUUGAGGGCAAGAGUACCAAGAUCGUGCCCAGCAAGAAAUACGGUGCCCAUCUGGCGCGCUUUACGCACCACCAACGUCAGGUGCUCCAUGCCAGCACCAAAGUGGAUGACUCGCUCCGUCUACUAGACUUGCAUCAAGAGAGCUACCUUCGAUAUUUCACCGGCCAUACAGACAAAGUCACGUGCUUGGCCCUAUCGCCCGCAAAUGACUCCUUCAUUUCAUGCUCCAAAGACAAUACUAUUUCUCUUUGGGAUCUUAAGUCGCGGAAUUUGCAGGGCAAAUUAGAGCUCGCAACUCCAUACCUCGUUGCCUUUGAUCCAUCAGCUUCAGUCAUUGCCAUUGCAUCUCAGUCAACAUCAUCGGUGCUCCUUUACGAUUUCCGCAAUUACGACAAAGCACCCUUUGCUACAUUUGACCUCGCACCUCUUGAAGAACGGUACACCCCGACUACACGCGGUAGGCUCUGGUCACGACUCGAAUUUUCCAAUGAUGGUAAGAACCUUCUCGUCGGCACGGAUUACCAUGGUCAUUUCGUGCUGGAUGCAUUCGAGGGUCAUCUAAACGCCUUCUUGGUAGGUAAGAAUGGAUCAAGCGGUAGAGCGGCUCCUGUCUCCACCUCUGGGCGGCCUCUAGGUCAGGGAGAUGCUUGCUUCACUCAGGAUGGGCGCUUUAUCGUCGGUGGAGCAGGCGACAAGAAUGAAGUGCUUGUAUGGGAUAUCCACCAAAAACCAGACUCUGGAAACUACUUGCAACCAUUAACCAGUCUCACUUCUCGAGGACGCAGUGCUGUCAUUGAGAUCAAUCCAAGAUACAACAUGAUGGCAACCGCGGACAAGGACAUUCUGUUCUGGCUGCCAGAUGACGGAGUCAAAACUUCCUAG
This is a messenger RNA of Talaromyces amestolkiae, 1152 nucleotides long. RefSeq lists its product as uncharacterized. The transcript has 3 exons. Gene Ontology annotation, cellular component: Set1C/COMPASS complex. NCBI's taxonomy places the organism in Eukaryota, Fungi, Ascomycota, Eurotiomycetes, Eurotiales, Trichocomaceae. The coding region runs from base 1 to 1152 and encodes 383 amino acids. The record is from RefSeq and is a predicted model, not a curated record. Gene Ontology annotation, molecular function: chromatin binding; protein binding.